AUGACUCUCAUCGAUUCGCUUCCACAAGACGUUAAAUCCCUGAUCCCCAAAGAGAAUGCCGACUUUUGUCACUCGUUGUCGGCUGAAGAAGCUGGGCACUUGAAGGAUCUCUUGGGAAAGCACAAAACAUUCUGCAACAUUGACGGAUUGAUGGAGGAUUGUCAAGGAGUCUGUGCGAGUCUUCAUGGAAAAUUUCAAAGCCUGCUAGGCGCGAACUCGGCUCGUUUAUCCGGACUCUCCGACGAGGCAAAGGGUUUCGCUAAAGAGUGUAUGGCUUAUGUAUGCGAAGUUCAACAAGCACUUCUCCACGGAAAUCCAGUCAAUUCGGGCAAAGCGGCAGCAAUUCGCACCAAAUUUGCCUCUUUGUCAAACACCGAUCAAGAAGCUUUGAAGAAAAACAAUCCCGAUAUUCAAUUU
Molecule: messenger RNA, 417 nt
Organism: Mesorhabditis belari
Lineage: Eukaryota; Metazoa; Nematoda; Chromadorea; Rhabditida; Rhabditidae
Source: the annotation of a GenBank genome assembly